Hydra vulgaris (swiftwater hydra) is the source of this 2340-nucleotide messenger RNA. Its product is annotated as conserved oligomeric Golgi complex subunit 7. Gene Ontology annotation, biological process: Golgi organization; retrograde vesicle-mediated transport, Golgi to endoplasmic reticulum; intracellular protein transport. Gene Ontology annotation, cellular component: COG complex. Lineage: Eukaryota; Metazoa; Cnidaria; Hydrozoa; Anthoathecata; Hydridae. The record is from RefSeq and is a predicted model, not a curated record.
UUAAUGAUUUUUUAUAUUAUUAUUUUUAAUAUUUUUUUAGUUUUAUUUAAAAUGAAAAUAGAAUUGAAUAGAAUUUUAUGCCUUGUGAUCUAAAAUGGAUUUUUCAAAAUUUUCGGAUGAAAGUUUUGAUGUGAAAGAAUGGAUAAACAACGCUCUGCAAAUUAAAAGUACUCUUGCUGAUAACCAAGUAUCGAGUCUUGUAAUGAAACUUCAGUUAUGCAUUCAGGAAGUAAAUAAGUCACUCGAAGAAACAAGUCGAGUAGCAUUGAACAACAUUCCUCGAGUUCUUCGGGAAGUAGAAAAUGUAAAAACUGAAGCUUCAGUUUUAAAGAACCAAAUGGCAGUCCUGAAAGAUGAUAUUAGACUUAUUGAAGAAAAUACAUCUCAAUCAAUGAAAGAGUUGAUGUUGAUAGAUGGCGUUAAAAAUCGGAUGCAAUCUACUUCUCUUGCUCUACAGGAAGCUGAUAAUUGGUCUAAAUCAUCCUUAAAAGUUACAGAAGCUGCUCUUGUAGGAGAUGUUGAGCAGGUUGCACAAAGGUUGAUCAGCAUGCAAAAAAGUCUGCAACACUUGAAAGAUUCUCCUGAUUUUGCUAAUUAUGUUGAAGUGUUGGAGUCUCAUAAAAAUAAACUUGAAGCCAUGCUCAGUCCCAAACUUGUACAUAUUUUCAAUAAUCACAACUUAGAAGAUGCAAAAUAUUAUGUUGGAAUUUUUGAACAACUUAAUCGACUUUCUCAUUUGCAGACAUAUUAUAACAAUUGUCAUAAGACCUCAAUUUUGAAUGCAUGGAUAUCAUUAAGAGAUGAAAAGAAGCCAUUGGCAUCAUGGUUGGCAAAGUUCUAUGAACAUUUGCUGUCUUUAUGGCAUCAAGAGGUCAGUUGGUGUUCUAAAGUUUUUCCACAACCUCUACAAAUAUUAAGUUCACUGUUAGCUCAGUCUUUAAGUAAUUUGCAACCUUCCCUAGAUAUAUGCAUUCAAGAAAAUGUUAAUGAAGCUGUCAACCCACUACAGCUUCUUCUUGAAAUUAAAACUGUUACAGCCAGGUUUGAAAAAAGUCUGCGAAUGGCAGUUUUAUCUGCUCAAAAUUCAAGUGAUGAUGUUAGCAUAUUAUCUGUGAUUGACCUUGUUAAUGCACCUUUCUCAAAUUUUUUGCUUCGAUAUUCUAGUCUACAACAAGAUUAUCUUAUAAAAAACAUUGAACAACUUAAAAUGACUGUAAAAGAUUUAUCAGAUAUUCCUGAAGUGAUUGCUGACUCCACUAAUCUAGUUUUUAAGUAUGCUCAAGAAGCAAGUCAAGCAUGUUGGCAGUUCACACAUGGUUAUGGAGUAUGUGGAUUGCAUGAAGCACUACAGAUUUUUUUAUCUGCUUACUUUGAACUUAUCGACAACACUCUUUCAAAGUUUAAUCAACUUGCAUUCGGUCUUCCUGCAGAAUGUGUUUGGUCCAAUUUUCAGUAUUCAUUUAAAGUUAUAGAAGUUUGUGGAACAUUGAUGACAAAAUUUGAGGCAUAUAGAUGUGGCUUAUGUGAAGAGAUUACAAAACAUGUGUUAGAAAUAACCCAAGGGAGUGUUUCUGAUGACAAUUAUUUAAUUAAAGCACGACCAGCUGAAUGGGAUUUUAUAAUGGAAUUAAAAGAUCAAAUUCUCUCACGAGGAAAAGAUGCAAUUUUGUCAGCAUCGUGUUCUCAUGUUUUGCGUUUAAACAAACGAGCACAUUCACUGGCAUUUGAUCUUAUCUUUUAUCAAUUUAAAUGUUUGUUAGAUGGUGUUUCAUCUAUGGAGGUUUGGAGAACAGAAGAAAAAGAAGCAGCAGGUGGUGACUUGCCAAAGUUUAGUUUAUCUCCUCAAAGUUAUAUUACUCAGAUCGGAGAUUCUCUUUUAACUCUCCCCCAACAGCUUGAAGGUUAUUUCAAUGAGCAAAAUGUCUCUCUUAUAGUUUCAUUAAAAGUUGGAAGAUUGCCUUUUCAAGAAACUGAAGGUGCUCAUCUUGAUCACUGCUGGUUAGAGAGCUUGGCGCGAAGCGCAAGUGCAAACUAUGUUGAAGCUAUUAUAAAAAUUCCUUAUCUAACAGCUUAUGGAACACGACAGUUACUUGCUGAUAUAGAUUAUUAUUUAAAAAUUCUUGGUGCUUUGGAAGUAAAUGUUAAUGAAAAACUUCUUACUAUUCAAAAGCUAAUGAUUGCUGACCCAUCAAGUUUUAAUGAAGUUGCAGCUGAAACAGGUGCAGACGAAUCAUUAAUAAAAUAUAUAUCAACGUUGAGAAAGAUUUGUUAAUAAUUCAUGUAAUAAUUAUUUGAAUAAUCUUUGUAAUAACUUAUUUCAAAUACAUAAUUUUUUUAUUA